Drosophila takahashii is the source of this 644-nucleotide messenger RNA. RefSeq lists its product as uncharacterized. The record is from RefSeq and is a predicted model, not a curated record. Lineage: Eukaryota; Metazoa; Arthropoda; Insecta; Diptera; Drosophilidae.
GGGAUUCCUCUGUGAUUUCUCAUUGUGUUUUUAGCAGCCAGUCUAGUAAGAUAAAAAAAAAACUCACAAAAUUUCAUCCAGCUACAUAGUUUUCCCAAAUUUUGUAUUUAAAUUUUUAUUGAGAGUAAACGAUGCAGCCGCCAAGAGAUAUGUGUAAAUGUUUGUAUAAUAUAACGCGUUGCGUGGGUCAAGCUUGUUCCUAUAGCACCAAACGUAAUUUUCUGGCCAUGCAGGCCAUGACCGCCCGUAAGAUCCGGGAGUCGAAUAUCCCCGAGAAGGAGGCGGAGUCCCGCUUUGAUGGCAACUGGGGGCGUGGCCCUCAAGCGGGCGACCGUCUGCCAACGGCCGUGAGUCUGGUCAGUUGCAAGCUCCGGGAGGCGGAGAGGAAUGAAGUGAAUACCGCCUUCCUGCGCUAUGGAAAAUCAAUGACCGAUUUGGCGAAGAGUGCCCGCAAAUUGUAUAAGGCUGCGCGACCCAGGAACAUAGCUCCACAGCAGCCGAUGCCCGGGAAAAUCGAUACACUUCGCUUGGGACCCUUGAAGAAACCGGAACAAAAUGCCUCCGCCAUAACCGAUCGUCUUAUCAAGCUGUUCUUGCAAGACCCCUGGGAUUUCCCCAAAAAUAAUGGGCACUCAAACGAAUAA